This is a messenger RNA of Aphanomyces astaci, 1585 nucleotides long. RefSeq lists its product as hypothetical. Bases 28 to 1446 code for a protein of 472 amino acids. The transcript has 5 exons. Gene Ontology annotation, molecular function: metal ion binding. The record is from RefSeq and is a predicted model, not a curated record. Lineage: Eukaryota; Oomycota; Saprolegniomycetes; Saprolegniales; Verrucalvaceae.
CAUAUUGCAAGUCGUUCGAUACUCACAAUGUCUCCACCGCCCCGCGGCGACAUGUUCCAUUGCCCUCCUCUGCAUGCUUGGCAGCGAGAUGAACUCAUAUCAAAGGCCAAGGAGGCAUGCAAGUUUCUCGUUGUCAACGCCACAACCUCCGAGUACAGCCCCAUCGAGACCGUCGUCCAAAACGGCCGCACAGGCCGCCAUGCCACAGUUCGCCGAUCGAACGACAUAACGGAUCCCCAGUACGAAGGGUUCUCAGCGCACACAAAGCUCCGAGCAUCAAUUGACGACGUGGCCGGGUUCUUCGAGCUCGACACGCCCCACAAAGCUCAAGCGUAUGCCCGCAUCAUGGGCGAAAUCGUGCUGGACAAGCGAAGGCUGUAUACGUUGGUGGAGCGGCCGAUUUCCGAUCGCGAGUCGCAGCCGUUGCAUUUCGUGUCGGUGGAAUGGCUCAUGUUGAAGAUGCCGUUGGGGUUCAACACCCGCGAUGUGUGUUACUUGGAGUGUCACGACGAGUUUUCAUUCCACGACCAAGCCACCGGCGACCUGCGGCGCGGAUGGGCACGGUGUACCCACUCCAUCAACUUGGUGUGUUGUCCGAACCUGCAGCGGUCGCACAAUGUAAUCCGCAUGGAUAUCAUACGAUCUGGCCAUGUCUUUCUCGAGUCGAGUGACAGCGGCGUCCUCGACUACUACCGCGUGGCCUUUGGAAAAGCGAACGGCACAAUGGUCAAGCACGUGUCCAAGGCGUUGGCAGAUCGUCACUUGAAGCAUGCGACGGCUAUGGCGCUGAAUUUGGAAGAAUACUUCAUCUCCCAACGAGUCCGCCCGAUGCUAGACGUGCCAGUGGGCCACUUCCAGUCGAAAAAGGCGGUCGAGUACUGCAUGCACUGCUACAACCGGAUUGCAUGGCAUGCCACCAAGCGGCAAUGCCGCGGAUGCGGCGACGUCGCAUGUGCCAGGUGCAGCUGCGUGUGGUACCUUCCCUUGGAUCAGAAGAAGACAACCAAGGUGCAGUUAUGCCACGGGUGUAUCACGGGCGACAUGGACCGCAAUAAGAGGCGGUACACACAUCAUCACCCUCCACCACCACCACCAUCGCCGCACCAGUCCAUGUACUCGGAUGACAACCAAUCCACCUUUGCCGAGCCCAACAACGACCGACCCAGUGUCGCGUCAUCCAUCCACCCGUCCAUAGCCGUGUCAUCGCUGCACCCCCAUUCGCAAAGGUAUUCGUUGCCCCAACGAGCUCAUUCGUCGUCGUGUGUGGUAUCCCUUGUUGGUAGCGAGUACCCUCGGUCGUCGUUUAGCAUGGACACAGACCAAGCCACCGAGUUGUACGUGUUGAGUCCAAGUCAGUGGCGCGUGUCUGAAGACGUGAGCUCCGCUAUCCGAGAUGGCAUGCUCACGUUCCACUCGGAUGCCUCGGCCAUCUACUUGCGCCGGUAAUGACGGCGACUCUGUUCAAGAUACUAUUAAUAGUACUCUGGAGUACUACGUUAGCGUUGGUCAUAUUUUUAAUACGUAGCAGGUGAGUUUGCAAAUGUUAAGCUUACCGUAAAAGAUAUUAUUAAUAAUACUACUAGUA